Paramecium pentaurelia is the source of this 769-nucleotide messenger RNA. The record is from the annotation of a GenBank genome assembly. Lineage: Eukaryota; Ciliophora; Oligohymenophorea; Peniculida; Parameciidae.
AUGGAACUACUUCGAUUAAGUUCUAAUCAUGUUGAAUUCACCUACAAUAAAUAUGAUAAUAUGCAAUCAAAUAUUGUAUUGUAUAAUGAUACUCUUACUCCUAUUGCAUUUAAAGUACAAUUCAUUUUAUUCUUAGUUCAAAGCAUCAAAUCCAAAUAUCUUUUUAGUAAGACCAUCAAUUGGAAUACUUUAACCUAAACAAAAUUAAUUAGUUAAUGUAACACUUCAUUGUAAAGUCCUUGAAAAUGCUUUGAUUAAUUAAUUUAAUGAAAAAUUGCAAUUAAUAUCUGUUCCUAUUUUCUCAGAAAUCUAAGACCCAACAACUAUAUUCAAAGAUCCAAGCAGACCAUCUGAAAAUCAAAAAAUUAACAUAGUCAUAUAAACUAUUGAUAAAAAGAUUAUAUCAUAAGGUUGUGGAAAUGCUAAUUAAGUGUUUUAGUCACUUCAUAAAUAGAAUAAUUAAUUAGACUUUAACAAUACUAUUACAGAACCUAAAUUUGAUUAAACCAGAUUUCAAUCUAACAAUAAUCAACCCAAUUUUGGAUUACUCUAAUAAGAGAUGGUUCAAAAUGAAUAACAAUUAGUAAUUAUUUAUUUAAUUUCUUUUUAGUUAAAUUUACAAAAGACACAUAGUAAUUCAAUCUUAAAACCAAAGAACGAACCUAGUAAAAACUCUAAAGAUACAAUACUUAUUGUUAUCAUAAGCAUAAUUUCAUUCUAUCUAGUUUUGCGAUAUUUUGAUUUAAUAAAUAAAAUUAUUCCAAAAUGA